AUGAAGAACAUUACUGAAAUAUCAGGCAUUUCAUCACAUUUGAAUCAACAAGCGAAUCAAAAACUUCAAUUCCUGCAGGACUCCUAUCUGACUGCAUCACAUCGCAUUAGUAGGAAUCUUUUACCAAACCCCAACCAAGAAUCCUUUCAAUUGAAGGGUCAAAAGUUCAAAAUUUUAAUAUCAAUACGAUUGCGAGGAGGUUGUCGUCGUCGUCGUCUUCAUAAGAUUCAAGUACCAACAAUAAUAAUCAUAAUAGAAGAAGAGGAAGAAGAGGUUGAAGAGAAGAAAGAGAAGAAAGAACACCGCUUAUCACAAAUCGCGGCCAAUAAUCUGGCCGCAAAGUCCCAACGGCCAACCGCCAAUCGAGCCAAUGCCCCUCCCUCUGCGAUUGGAAACGCGAGAAUUCCAUCACCAAGUCAUCAACCUCCAUAUCCAUCACCAGUUCCCCGUUCAUCCAAUCCCGACCAACCACAAGUUCGAAUAAGUAGUCCAACGAGGUGGAGUUGGAGGAACGCUUUACAAGGUGCUGCAAUCCCUGAUACGACCGAAUCAUUCCCAAAUCCUUUUAGGCCUCGUGCUGGCUCGAGAAGUAUCACGAGAGGGGGACCCGGAAGACCAAGUAGUUCGAGAUUGUGGAAUCCGACAAACUCAACGCCAAGAGCAUAUCCGCAGACUCCAGAAAGACAUCAAUCACCACCGGAAGGACGAGAGGUGAUUGCGAUCCCACUCCAACAUCCUGAUAUAUCCAAGCUCCGAGAGGGAGCUGGUGCUGGAGGCGAUUAUCCAUUAUUAACCUUACCGGAACAACGACAGCAAAGACAUUCCGCAUCUACGAGGGCAAGUUUACAGGUUGAUAGAAGUGGGAGUUCAUUGAGUUCGCAUCGGAUUUCUUUGCCAAGGACUGUAAGCAUUGACCUUGCGCGAAGUCGAAAAAGCGGUGAUUCUCCUCUUACGCCUACCGCCGGACCAAAACUCGAUAAAGGGAAAGGGAAAGCAGUAGAGGAAGAGCCUGUCACAAGUGUUGCUACGACAUUCGAAAAGCUUACAGGAAGUGCUCCUGAAGGAAGACAACUUACCCCCACACCUGUUUCUGGCAUCUCUUUCGAUUUCAGUAAAGCAGAUAUGUCUACGGACCUCGAGCGCGGUCCAAAUACCCUCAAUCCAUAUAAUAUAUCCGGCACAUCCUCCAUACCCCAUGCAAACGACUCGAAUACAUCAUUACCCGGCGGUAUCGGUCCCGCAUUAUCAUCUAAUGGUACAUCGAUAGUAGGGGAAGAACCCGGCGAGGGUGAUGAUGUUGAAGAAUGGGGUCCUCAACAUCCAUGCUUUCCACAUAUGAAUGUGCACGUUCCACUCUCAUCACCUUUAUAUACUACAACCCGUAUAAUACGCAUUCGUCGCGAUUGGAUGGUGGAAGGAGAUCUCGCGCCUACUUUUUCAAAUUUAUAUCCUGAAAUUCUGGAUCCGGCUGGUGUUACCGAACAGGAUUUUAGGGGUUUGAUAGAGAGGAUUAAUGGUGAGUUGAUACCGGCCUUCAAUCCUUGGGUACCGAGAAAUAUUUUCGAUGGAGUGAUGGGAUUGGUGACGGGUUGGAUAUGGGAUGACUUGGGAUGGACGGGUGUGAAAUCGCGGUUAAAUCGGGUAGAGAUGUGGUUAGAGGAAUGGAAUCGGGAUAUGGAGUCCAGAGCCAAGGAACCAGGAACGGCUCCGAGAAUCGUGAGCUUGAGGAGAACGGGUUACAUGAACCUCGACAUCCAAGUUCCCGACCCGGAAAUCUCUUAUCCAGCUACAAUACCCGAAUCGGAUCGUUUAAAUUCCGGUCUAUCACAAAAUACACAUCUCACCGAACCUCCGCCAGACUCAGAAGUGCUAGCUACAAUACCGAGUAGGAGUCUGAGGAGUAGUCAUGGGGAAAGUAUUUCUUAG
This is a messenger RNA of Sclerotinia borealis F-4128, 1926 nucleotides long. NCBI's taxonomy places the organism in Eukaryota, Fungi, Ascomycota, Leotiomycetes, Helotiales, Sclerotiniaceae. The record is from the annotation of a GenBank genome assembly.